Molecule: messenger RNA, 12067 nt
Organism: Myiozetetes cayanensis
Lineage: Eukaryota; Metazoa; Chordata; Aves; Passeriformes; Tyrannidae
Gene: KCNQ2
Product: potassium voltage-gated channel subfamily Q member 2
Exons: 18
Coding region: 10-2706 (898 amino acids)
Biological process (GO): transmembrane transport; potassium ion transport
Cellular component (GO): membrane
Molecular function (GO): voltage-gated potassium channel activity
Source: RefSeq, a predicted model, not a curated record
GCCGCCACCAUGGUGCAGAAAUCCCGCAACGGAGGCGUCUACCCCGGCCCCGCCGCGGAGAAGAAGCUCAAGGUGGGCUUCGUGGGGCUGGACCCGGGCGCCCCGGACUCCAGCCGGGACGGAGCGCUGCUCAUCGCCGGCUCCGAGAGCUCCAAGAGGGGCAGCAUCCUCAGCAAGCCCCGCUCCGGGGUCUCGGGCAGCGGGAAGCCCCCGAAAAGGAAUGCUUUUUACCGCAAGCUGCAGAAUUUCCUCUACAAUGUGCUGGAGAGACCGCGGGGAUGGGCUUUCAUUUACCACGCAUACGUUUUUCUACUAGUUUUCUCCUGCCUGGUGCUGUCUGUCUUCUCGACCAUCGAUGAGUACCAGAACAGCUCAGAAGGGGCCCUUUACAUCCUGGAAAUCGUCACCAUCGUGGUGUUUGGGGUGGAAUACUUCGUGAGGAUCUGGGCAGCCGGCUGCUGCUGCCGAUACCGGGGCUGGAGGGGAAGGUUAAAAUUUGCCCGCAAACCUUUCUGCGUCAUCGACAUCAUGGUGCUGAUCGCAUCCAUCGCCGUGCUGGCAGCGGGGUCCCAAGGGAAUGUCUUUGCCACCUCAGCACUCAGGAGCUUGAGGUUCCUGCAGAUCCUGCGCAUGAUCCGCAUGGACCGGCGGGGCGGCACCUGGAAGCUCCUGGGCUCUGUGGUCUACGCACACAGCAAGGAGCUGAUUACUGCGUGGUAUAUUGGCUUCCUGUGCCUCAUUCUGGCCUCUUUCCUGGUAUACUUGGCCGAGAAAGGAGAAAAUGAGCACUUUGAUACAUACGCAGAUGCACUUUGGUGGGGUCUGAUCACUCUCACCACCAUUGGCUACGGGGACAAGUACCCACAGACCUGGAACGGGCGGCUGCUGGCAGCGACCUUCACACUCAUCGGCGUCUCCUUCUUCGCCCUCCCUGCCGGUAUCUUGGGGUCGGGGUUUGCUCUGAAGGUUCAAGAGCAACAUCGGCAAAAACACUUUGAGAAGAGGCGAAACCCGGCAGCGGGCCUGAUCCAGGCGGCUUGGAGAUUUUAUGCCACCAACCUGUCCCGGACGGACCUGCACUCCACCUGGCAGUACUACGAGCGCACCGUCACCGUCCCCAUGUACAGCACGCAAACGCAAACGUAUGGUGCCUCCAGACUAAUCCCUCCUCUGAACCAGCUGGAGCUCCUGAGGAACCUGAAGAGCAAGUCGGGACUGACAUUCAGGAAAGAGCAGCAGCCCGAACCAUCGCCAAGUAAGAGCAAACCGUGCAGAGAGUCACUUUGCGGAUGCUGCUCAGGAAACUCUAGUCAGAAGGUCAGUUUGAAAGAUCGUGUCUUCUCCAGUCCCCGCGGUGCUGGCACCAAAGGGAAAGGCUCUCCACAGGCUCAGGGCAUCAGGAGGUCCCCCAGCGCUGACCAGAGCAUCGAGGACAGCCCGAGCAAAGUGCCCAAGAGCUGGAGCUUCGGAGACCGCAGCCGAGCCCGGCAAGCUUUCCGCAUCAAGGGAGCGGCGUCGCGGCAGAACUCAGAAGAAGCAAGCCUCCCUGGAGAAGACAUCCCCGAUGAGAACAAAAGCUGCAACUGCGAGUUUGUGACAGAAGAUUUGACACCAGGGCUGAAAGUCAGCAUCAGGGCAGUGUGCAUUAUGAGAUUCCUCGUCUCCAAACGCAAGUUUAAGGAGAGCCUUCGGCCCUACGACGUGAUGGAUGUCAUCGAGCAGUAUUCAGCUGGUCAUCUGGACAUGCUCUCCCGGAUUAAAAACCUUCAGGCCAGGAUAGAUAUGAUUGUGGGUCCCCCACCCCCUUCAACUCCCCGGCAUAAGAAGUAUCCAACCAAAGGACCCAUGUAUUCUUCCAAAGAGUCUCCCCAAUACUCGCCUAGAGUUGACCAGAUCGUUGGGAGAGGAUCCUCCAUGACUGACAAGGAUCGGACCAAAGGGCCAGCGGAGGGGGAGCUGCCUGAAGACCCCAGCAUGAUGGGCAGGCUUGGAAAAGUUGAAAAGCAGGUCCAGUCAAUGGAGAAGAAGCUGGACUUCCUGGUGAACAUUUACAUGCAGCGGAUGGGCAUCCCACCGACAGAGACAGAGGCUUAUUUUGGGUCCAAAGAACCAGACCCAGCACCUCCCUACCACAGCCCCGAAGACAGCAGGGAGCACAUUGACAAGAACGGCUGCAUCAUCAAGAUCAUCAGGUCCACCAGCUCCAUGGGUCAGAAGAACUUCUCCGCCCCACCAGCCCCAACCAACGCAUGCCCGCCCUCCACGUCGUGCCAGCGGCAAAGCCACGGCUCCUCUCCCGUCGGAGACCCCGGCUCGCUGGUCCGAAUCCCACCUCCGCCCUCCCACGAGCGCUCCUUGUACAGCGGUGGGCACAGGGCGAGCGCAGAGUACCUGAGGAACGAAGACAUUACAACCAAACACCACGAGAGUGCCAUGAGAGACAGCGACACGUCCAUCUCCAUCCCCUCGGUAGACCACGAGGAACUGGAGCGCUCUUUCAGCGGCUUUAGCAUCUCCCAGUCCAAAGAGAAUUUGGACAUCCUUAACAACGGUUGCUAUGCAGCCGUGGCCAAAAUCAGACCCUACAUUGCAGAAGGGGAGUCAGACACCGAUUCUGACCUCUGCACGCCCUGUGGUCCCCCUCCCAGGUCGGCCACGGGCGAGGGACCCUUCAGUGACAUGGGCUGGUCAGCGCCCCGGCAGUGAAGCCUUCCUGCAGCCGCCGAGCCACGUCCAAGCGCUGGCAGCUGCCCGCUCCAGCUGUCCACGUGUUGAACUUCUCAAGGAGAUUGACAGCUAAGGUUUUCCUCCUUCUAGGACAUCCUUAGCUGGCAGAUACUUUCUUGCAGCUUACUCUUGGGGGGGAAGAACGAGCAGGUCCGAGCCUGCGUUUGUGGAAGAGGUCACGGUGGUGGGCGAACUGGAGCCGUGAAGUCCAGAUUUCUUUCAUACUCUCUUUCUAAGAUCAUUAGGUGAAAUUAUUUCAUGGCGCAGGGUAGGCAAUUUGCAUUUCUUGGGAGAAUCUUCAGAAGCCCAGGGCAGGAGCAAAUCACCCAGCCAGGGCUUUUGUAGAUCACAGUAACUGGUGGCUGGCAAGUGUCAGGUGGGAGCUGCUACGUCAUGGCACCGGUGAUUACACCUUCAGGUGUUUUGGUAUUUGGAAUGAACGCAUUGUUUCCGGCUUAGAUUUCAGGUCACGUGUAAUUACAGGGGGUUGUUACUCUGUGGUUCCUCGUUAGCCAUCAGGAAGGUGGCAUAAUUCCAAUAUAAUACAUGGAAAUGUGGCAUAGAGGCACAUUUCCUCCUGGAGGAGAGGGAUGGUGGCUGGGAUAUUUGCAUGAGCAGAAGGCAUGGCCUCAGAGUGGGACAGGUUAGGAUACCACUCUGGACCAGAACAGUUUGGUUAUCCCAUCUUAGGAAACUGAAAAACUCAGAACUAUGAUCUUGAGUGCAAGAGGAGGGACAAUCCAGGGGGCAGAGAAAAGAGACAGAAGGAGAACAAGACACUGCAGGGCUGGAAUUUUCUGUUUUAAGCCAUGUAUUAUAUUUAAUUAUCUCUCCUCCUGCUGAUAAGGGACCUGGGGGUGCUUUGAAAGCAAAGAGAAACCAAAGGCAACCCCUCUGGAAGGCUGCCAUGGUGUGAAGCUGUUCUCAUGGCCAGCAGUGCCAUUGUGGAGGCACAGCCACCAGGCCAAAGGGAGAGGGUGGAUGUGCAGGAUUCUGUGGUCCCCGUGUUGCUGCGAGCUGCUGAGCUCCAUCCUUUGGAAGCCCUGUUGGUCAGAAUGGGCACUUUUCUUACAGUUUGCAUCGUGCCUGAACACUUUUGCACACACUUAUGCCUGUGAAAAUCUUCCCUUUCUUCUUCCAUCCUGCCAAGAAACUCACACCCAUGUUCUCGGGACAUCCUUUGGUUUGUUUGGAUCCCUCAAGCUGAGCUAAGAGGUUUUCUUCAUGGUUUGUUUCUUCAUGGUCUUUCAGAAGCCUCUUAGCCAUGCUUGCCUGCGAGUUGUGCCAAUCCAAGUCUGCCCUGUUUCAUUGUUGUUCAAGUACUUCCUUUUGGAAGGAUCGUUGUGUCAUUAGCAGGAACCUCAGCGGCGCGUUCAGCUGCGGGAAGGCGAGGGGAAAAGUGAUGCUCAAAGUCUCUUUUGGGACCAAAACCAAGUCACAAAGUGAUCCUUCACACGGAUAGGUUGGUGGUGUUUUUUGGAAGGGGGUGGAUCAGGAGAGGUCGUGUUUGGGAUCUGUCUCCAGGGCUGGGACACCACGGCUGGCAUUGUGCCUCUGAACCCUGCUGUGCUUUCACAGCCCAAACCCCACCCGUGUUUCCUGCUGGGGCUGUGGCUGUGAUUUCAAACCCUGUCUCGCCACAUUUCCCCUGUGUCAUAUCAGGAACCCGAUAAGGAUAUUUAGGUGACAGUUUCAUUUCUGUGUGGCCUUUGAGAGGUUGAACAUUGACUCACUUUGGGUUGAAGGGAGAUUCACAGCCUCUUUCUCUCCACCUGUUUGCUUGACCAGACAGAGUAAGGAGGAGAGACCCAGGAUGAUUUUGGCUUUAGGGAAGGUGUGGGUGCAGUCUGACAGUUUGCAGACAGGAAAUAAAACCAUUCUUUUGCUAGUGCCCAGGACCAACUCUCACAGGUCCUCACAUGAACUGAGGAAGGGGAAUAAAGGCUCUGCACAAUUUUUCCUGCCAUUUUUCACCAUUCAGGAGGGGAAAACAUUUUUCUUAGGGGGACCCUGGGCUUCCAGCCAUGCUACUUCCUUUCUUUCCCAUUUGAGCCAUAUUUUGGCUAACUUCUGCAAUUUUUCUCUCUCUGUUUGUGCUUCAAAACUCCUUUUGGCUCCAGAUUCCUUUGUGCAGAGUGAAAGCAGUGAUGCCCUUGACUUUCACACAGAGACAACUUUAAAUGCCAAAUGGCUGUAAAUUGCAUAGAUUUGCUUGUGGCAUGUUCAAAAAUGAGAUGCCUUCUGGUAGAACAAGAAGUGUCAGCGGGUCCUAAAUCAGACUUGGUGGCCUGUGUUUUCUAUUGCCCACAAGAAUAGAAAUUGCAUUAGGUGAGGCAAAAAUCAACAUUGCUCCAUCCAGCUGCUACUGCAAAUUUUGCCCAAGUCAGAGAUAACAGAUUUAUUAUCUUAUUUGUUUGCAAUUACCUUUCAAGGCCUGCUGGAAAUUUGUCACAGAAGGGUAUGAUACAAAGACAAGAAUGCCAGAGGAGGAUGAUGUCAUGCAGUCCUGUUGCAGCACAGGUACACGACUGGCCUUUAAUCACAGAAUCACAAAAUCAUAGAUUCAUAGAGCCAUAGCAUGGUUUGGGUUGGAAGGGACUUUAAAGCUCAUCUUCAGGGACUGCAUAGGAAGAAUUGAGUUUACCCUCCUCAGCUUACUACACUGGAGUCUAUAAAACAGAUCUUUUAAUGUGUAUCUUUAAAAGUUGUUGGAUUUGUCCCAUAAUCACUGAUUGCAGAAAACUGGGUUUAUACAUAUGCAGCACAGAUCAUAUCUGGUUGCUACAUAUUUCAUAUAGAAUUUUUUUUGGACAGUGUAAGAUUUAUUCCACCUAUUUCUGUGGCUUCAUAUCAAAGAAAUUCUGACACACCUCCAAAAAGCUUUUGGGUGGGUUUUGGUUUUUUUUCAGAAUCUGGGUCUAGAUCUGGAGAGAAAUACUGCAGUUGGCCCCUCCUGUGGGAUGGAGCAAUGUCUAGGACUGGGACCUGAACCCACAGUCAGUUUUUGGGUGCCUCAGGUCCAAGUGUGAGUUCAGGUGGUCUGAGGAGUUCAUGUCUCUGAACAGGAGAUGUGUCUGGUGAUGUUGCAUGGUGGCCUUUCAUGAUGUGACCCCGAACAUAGGAAAAGAGCACUAGCCAUAAGUCAGAUUUCCCAAUAUUUGGGAAGGGACUUUAAUGUUACUCCAGUGCAGAUUUUGUAUGUGAAUUUCCUUGUUGACUCAUUUUCUUAAUAAUACUUUUUGAAGCUAAUAUUAUCAAGGAGCUCAUCAAAACCAAACCUCUUGUCCAGCUCAGAAAGCCAUGAUAUUUCUUUAGGCAGACUAUGUGGUAGAUCAGAUUUUCUAAAAAUGUGUUUUAUUUCAAAUGCUACCUAAUAGAUCCAGAUAAAUUCUGCAGGGUCAUUACUAUUUGCAGAUAAAUAGAUAUAUUUUUACAUUUUUAAUUGAUUUUUAAAAUUUUAAAUUAUGUGACUUUUUAGAACAAGUUUGUAUUAUCUACCUGAGAAGCCAGAGCAUCACCUCAGAUACAAAUGCUCCCCUUCCAGAAAGUUACCCAAGAGAAAAGAAGAACACUUUCACUCAUACUUUUCCCUAGAGGGAGUUACUGGAAACCUCAUUUCCCUGAUAUCCUCAGACUACUUCAGUCACAGCAACAGUAUUGCUAAAACUAAAAUGUCAAGUAUUAAAAGAGAAACUGAAAUUCCUAAGGAAUUUACCCAAACAUUAUCCCAUAUGAAGACCCUUUACAGUGAGUAUUUUAUUGGGAAUGUUAAAAAAGCCCAGGAGCAGGAUAAGGAUUUCUGUUUCUCCAUCAUGUGAACCCUCAGGCUGAGAGUGAACCCUGAACCUCCAACCCUUUCUUCCCAGCACAGCCCUCUGACCAGAGCUGUGCUCCUGCCUCUUCUCCCAUCCUCUCUCCAUCACAGGUCAGCAUCUUCUGUUUUCAUCAGCAUCCUUUUCCUGAACCAGAAACAAGGAAAUCAGAUACAAAAGCUCCUUCACCUGCAGGUAACAUUGAGGCUGCAGAGGGCCGUGGUGGAGGGCUGAGGGCAGCAGCCCCUCCGAGCCCCACGGGGUCACUGUUGCUCAGCGGUGUAAAAGCAAACCUUUGCUUUUAGCACACAAACACCCCGAAUUUUCUGCCUCACAGAGCAAAAUCUGCUUAGAGCAGGGGUGUGGGUUCAUUGUUGGUUUUGGGGUUUUUUUUUAACAAUAACAAUAGGGUGGGUUUUUAAUAAUAAGGAUAAUAAUACUGCAUAGGAAUCUUCUUUAGUAUAUCUUAGUGUUUGAUGCCCCAGUGACACAAUACUGCUUGCCUUAUAUUAGUGUCUAGAGGGAGAGGGAUUACACACCUUUUGAUACACUGUUAAUCACGCUUCUAAUUUAGGUAGCAGCGGGGUCCUUUUUAACCUAUGAAUGUGCUUUCUGGACUAUCUCACUGACUGUACUCUCAAUUUUGCCUGCUACUGCAUGCAGCCUGAGAUGAGUAGACAGCAAUAUGCUCCAGCUGUAUCUGCACUCCCAGAUUGCUGUAGUACCUGACAAGGUAACGUUGCCAAAAGCAUCAUUUUGGGGAGAGGCUGUCCCCACAGUGACCCAUCUCGUAGGGUGCUGCGGUGCUUCUGUAGGUAACACUGAUAUACCGAGUGUUUUUCAUGCUGCAACCGAUCAUCACCCCAUCCCUCUGAUACAGCAUGCACAGACUCCACUUCUGCUUGUAACUAAGGGGUAAAAAAACCAUGUUUGUACCUGUGGUUCCUUCAGACAUGUACACGGGGAGGAAAAAAUAUGAAUUGUGUUGGCUGUGUGUAACAACCUCAUUUCCAUCUGGAUGCCUCUGAAAAAGAGCAUCCCAGAUAACCCUUUCUGAGGGUCCAGAGGAGCAGGCAGUGCCAAGGAUGGAGGACUGGUCUUCAUUUCGGAGAUGCCAUUUGAACCCACGUGUGUGGGACUUGCCAUAUGUCUGUUUUAAUUUCCAUAGGAUUCUCUCACCUACAUCCUGCUUGGGGGUGCAUGUGUAUUUGUACCUGCAGCACAGCCCGAGGGGUAGGGGGGAAUGUCACUCCAGAACUUUGGAAAUCCCUCUUGGAAAAUUUCAUUCACCCUUGUCUACAGCCCUUGGUGGUCUGCAGGGGACCCUGCAGCUGUGCCAUAGCCAUUCCUCAUGGAAGCAUCUCUUACUCUCCUCGUGGAGUGGCACUGAGCUACCUUUUUAUGUCCAUAAAUGUUUUGCCACUGUUCUCCCCACUGUGAUACCAGACUGUCAUGAGGCCUUGAGUGUUUGCCCAUCUCACUGGUGUUUGCAGUCCCUUGUAUCUCUUGGCACUGCUGCCAUGAUCUAGUUUGACCCUGGUCCUAUAUCCUCACCUUCCUUAUUCAUACUAUUUACCAGUGAAGCUGUAAUGCCUGCACUGGGACUUGCUGAUGGCCUGACAUCACUAGAUGCACCAGAGAGCCUUCAUGUUUUGUUAGCAUGACAUUUUUGGUUUUUUAUUGGCAUUCUAUUUGCUUCCUCAGUGAGCCACCAUGGCCUCGACACAUCCCUGGUUUGUUCUGCUGGAGCUUUUCCACCCAGGGAUGGAGUCUGUGUUGUCCCCCUGUGCAGCGCCCUCUUAGGGUUUGUCCCCACGGCUCUUGCUGAUUGCAGUGAAACAAGGAUGAGGGUUCAGUUCAGGUUUUCUUGUCCAGCUGAACAUCUCAGAGAAGAGCUCACAGGCUCUACCACUGUAGAUGCUUUUGCUUCCUGAAGCAGGAGCUGUUUUCAAGACCCCCAUCCCCUUUAGCAACCCAUACAUGGGGCUGUGCGUGGCAGGCUUGAUAAUGGGGAGAACUGGAAAGCAGCUGGUCCAAGCUGUGCUAUUUCCAAAGAUGCCAGUGAACCUGGAAGCAUCUUGCCCUCUCCCAAUUCCUGUAAAUACAGCUGCAGAUGAAUUUCUCCAGCAGCAUCUGUUUGCCUAGUUCUGAGAAACUUGAGCUCGCUGCAAAGCUUUCCAAAACUCAGUGCCAAGCUCAGGCUAGAUUUCACCUGCGGCUACACCAAUAAUUUUAGGGCAGGGCUAACGAUUUCAGGUAGAAGCCAUGCCAGAAUCUCCAGUUUGGGUGGUUCUGACCCCAAAACAAGGCUGAAUGUCAUGCUGCCAGCAAAGCCUGCCUUGGAAUUUCAUCUCCAUUUGACACUGGUGACUGUGGACCUGGGGACCUGACUCUUCUCCCCUCUCCACACAAGAAAAGGUCAGCACAAGCCUUGCAGGCCACAAUGGGAAAAUGCCUCCUUACUUUGGUAUGCUGUGGGCACUUCCCAUUAAAUCAGAAGCAGCAUUUCCUGGUAAUCCCUUAAACUUGACCAACACAGUGGCCAUGACUCAGUGUUUUCCAUAUGCGGUGAUGCUCAUGAAAAUGGUUUGUCAGAGAUGUGGAUAUGGUGGUCUCAGUCCUUUAGCAUCUCUGUAAACACCAUAUUCAGCCUUGCUGAGGACAAGUCAUCGAGGCUGGGGGCAGGUCUUUGUCAGUCCUGCCUGGCUGUUCACACUGGUCCAGCAUCUUCCCUGGAGCUGAAGUUAUUCCAUGCUCCUGUCAGCAGGCAGAAUGGAGACCUUUCCAUGUUGGUUACUCUUCCCUCCCCAGAAAACCCUAAAAUUUUAAUUUUCUUCACUUUUUCUCAAAAAAAUUCACGCACAAUGUAGAGUACCUGAGACUUUCAGGAACACUGAGGCAAAACCAGACAUAGCUGAUAAAUGACAGAGAUUUUGUUAUUUUAAACCAAGAGCAGAUGUUAAGCAUAGCUGCAGUUGCUGCGUGGUAUAUCAAAUGCUUUAGGAGAUUCAAUAAAUUAUUCUUAUAAAUGUUUCAUUCUUUUAUCAGUAAUUCGUAUAGGUGGGUGCCACCACGGUUCUUAUACAGCAAUGCUCCACACACUAAAACUGUACUCCUGUUUCUCCAAUAUAGACAUUGUAUUUAUGAAAUUUAUCUUGCUUGGUGUCACUUUGGCACGUUAUCCACGUGUACUGCACACAGAUUGCACAUUAUGUGCCAUAUGCUGGUAGGUAUCUCUACAUGUAAUCAGCGUAUGUGCGUUGAACAGACACCAAAGUGUCACCUGCCUGGUUUGUGAUGUGACUCAAUGUAACUGGGAAAAGAGGAAAAUGAACAUCCUGUUAAGAAAUUUGCUGCAUUUGAAUGCUUCUUUAAACAGGUUUUUAUCAGGAAGCUAAAAUAAGGGAUUGCCUUUGUGAUGUUAAUUUUAAAAAUACGGAACAAAACAAACACUCACAGCCCAUAAAUACUUAACAGCUGCUGCAUUCCUAUAUAUUCUUCAUUGCUAUACAUCUGAACUGUAAAUUCUGUACAGAUUGAAUGAAGUUCACAGUUUAUCUUUGUCAUAACCUGCAAGAUAAAAGGACAACACAACUUUGGCUGUAGAAAUACGUGCAUGUGGUUUGUGUACAUGCACCUACGUGUUGCUGUGCGUGCAUGUGGAUACGAACACGUGCACACGCUUCAAAACAGAUAAAGCUGCAUCUGAGAUGCACAAGGAGGGGGAAAAGUUCAGUUUGGGAGGUGAGAGAGUGGGUAAAACAAAACCAAAAGACUAUUUUAAUAAUGUCUUUCUAUCGGAAAGGAAGGUUUGCAAUGGGAAUUGAUGUGUGACUCCUAUCCCAAGGAGAAAUCUUACUUCUGAAGGCAGCACAGGCCAUGCAGCAGAGCAAUGCAGUUCUUUAAAUGAUGAUUUCUUUGGCUUCCUUUCAAACAAACAAAUACAAUACAGUGGCCAGUGCCAACUUCAAGUCCAAAGAGCCCAUUCCUAGGAUAUGUGGUCAAACAGUUGUCCCAUGCCAUCAGACAGCCAAGGGCAAAGGCUUUAAAUGCUGUGACAGGGUGUCCCACAACAGCAGUGCUGGCUGAUGGCAGUGCCAUGGUCUCCCACAAACCUGGCUACUGCCCAGGCAGAGGAAUCCACUGCCUUGUGGGUCUUACCUUUGCCUACAUAUUUUUAGAAAAGUCCCUAGUUAAGAGGUGUUUAAGAAAAGAGUCAUCAAAAGCCCAUCUUUGAUCUUAGAGUUAUGGAAGAAAUGACUAUGUUAUAACCACAAAAUCUGAUUCUCCAAGCAGAUCAGCCUUCAGACUCCAAUUGCCCCUAUUCAGAGAUUUCACCAGCCUCACCAAAUAAAUCAUCCUCUAGGAUUUAAUUUUGCCCAUAUUUUCACAGAUAUAAGACUUACAUUGGGUAGAACUUCCCCUUUGGUGUUUAAUCUAAAUAAACAAAGGCAUGAAGAGCUAAAUUUUCCAUUUAAAUACUGCUGGAUGCCAUUGAAAAAAUACCAAUCAAAUUUUUGCACUGGCCUGAAAUUUGUCUCUAGGUCCAAAAUUCUCAGCUUUAAGAGCUGAAAAAAAAAAAAAGGAAAAAUGUCUUAAAUAGGUUUACUAAGCAAGGGGUACAUCCAGUGCUGGGGUUUGUUGCCAUUUCCCUGAGAUACCUUGACAUUAUCAUGGUUUAUAACAGCAUCUGGCUCAUUUGGCCUUAAAUGGGCUAAAAAUGGUUCAUGCAUUUGUCCUGACAGUGAGAGCUGAGAGGGGAAUUUCACACCAGGACGAGGGGUGGGUGCUGCACACCCUCACCUCCCGCUCCUAAAACUCUGGGGCUCGGCUGAGCGUGGAAGUUUGGUUGUCCUUUAGAAAGCAAAGACAGCUGCUCUGCUUUGCUUCCUUUCGUUUGCUCUGUUGCCUUGGCUUUCUUGCACUUUCGUUUCAUCUCCAAAGAAUCUCUCAUAAUGCCUUUGGUACUUAUGUACAAUUUUAAAACAUUUUGUAUGUAUGGAAUGAUACACACCUUCUUCUCUUGUAAAAUAGCAAUCGGGCUUUUCUUUUCUCUCUUUUUUUUUCUUUCCUUUCUUUCCUUUUUUUUUUUUUUUUUUUUUUUUUUGGUGAAUGUGUAAUUUCCUCUGUACAUUUUCAACCAUGACUUCGUGCAAUGUACAUUUUAUAGGGUCGGGUGCCGAGGGAAUGACCUGUAGUGUCCCAAGGGACUGGCUGAGUGACACGGUCACAGGUGGUUUUACGUAAGCGCCGCGGGAGAGCGACGUAGCCCAGACUUUUUACACUGAAGCACUGAGCGUGAUUCAGCGUGUACCUUCACAUGGAAGACUGUGGCAGCUGCAAAAACUGUACGUGUGUGAUGUGGAGAACAACAGCGACGGUUGCAAUCGGAAGGGAAACGGAGGAAAAUUAAAUAAUCACGAUCAUUAAUUUAAGCCUCGAAGCAUCAGAAUGGAAAAUUUGCAUUCAGUAAAAAUACCAGAGAUUUAACCUUCAUGAGAUGAAAUACACAUUUAUUUUUCUUUGCA